UUAGUUAGGCUUUAGUUCUCCUUUAAGAUGAGUAUGUUAUCAAUUAGGUUUAUCUAAACUACAGCUCUAUUUACUUCCUAAGGCACAGGUCGGUAGGCAUAGGUAAGUAGUGGUAAACAUGAACUUGGCAUACAAGUGGUUGCAGUGAGUGUUGCACUACACAGAUAGGAAGGGAGAAAAAUGAACACUACGCAAAGUGAAUGGACAGUUACCCCUGUUUUGGGGAUUUUAACCUUGUUGGAAAUUCAGUUAAUUUGCUCCAAGUCAUUUUUACUGCCUAGAGGAAUCAUGGUGAAAGAUAUGUAAAUUUCUCAUCUACGCAUGUUUGUUGCUCUUCUCUGUUCUCCUCGCCCUGCGACUGGAUAAUAUUAUUCAGUGGAGUUACUGGGCAGUGUUUGCACCAAUAUGGCUGUGGAAGCUAAUGGUUAUUGUAGGAGCAUCAGUUGGUACAGGUGUAUGGGCACGUAACCCUCAAUACAGGGCAGAAGGUGAAACAUGUGUGGAGUUCAAGGCCAUGCUCAUUGCAGUGGGAAUUCAUUUGCUGCUUCUUAUGUUUGAAGUUCUUGUUUGUGAUCGUAUUGAAAGAGGAAACCACUACUUCUGGUUGCUAGUCUUUAUGCCUUUAUUCUUUGUGUCCCCUGUAUCAGUAGCAGCUUGCGUUUGGGGCUUUCGGCAUGAUCGGUCUCUGGAAUUGGAAAUCUUGUGCUCCGUCAAUAUUCUGCAGUUCAUAUUCAUAGCACUAAGACUUGACAGAAUCAUCACUUGGCCUUGGCUUGUGGUGUGUGUCCCGCUGUGGAUCCUGAUGUCCUUCCUGUGCCUAGUAGUUCUGUAUUAUAUUGUGUGGUCGGUUUUGUUCCUGCGUUCAAUGGAUGUUAUUGCAGAACAAAGGAGAACUCAUAUCACUAUGGCAGUCAGCUGGAUGGCAAUAGUUGUGCCGCUGUUGACGUUUGAGAUUUUACUUGUUCAUCGACUUGAUGGGCACAAUUAUUUUGCAUAUAUCCCUAUAUUUGUUCCACUUUGGCUUUCCCUGAUAACUUUGAUGGCAACAACCUUCGGGCAGAAAGGAGGAAAUCACUGGUGGUUUGGAAUUCGCAAAGACUUCUGCCAGUUCCUGCUAGAGAUUUUUCCUUUUCUGCGAGAAUAUGGCAAUAUAUCAUAUGAUAUUCAUCAUGAAGACAGUGAAGAUGCUGAAGAAACGCCUGUUCCAGAGCCCCCCAAAAUUGCACCGAUGUUUCGGAAGAAGACUGGUGUUGUCAUUACCCAGAGCCCAGGAAAAUAUGUUGUGCCUCCUCCUAAACUAAACAUCGACAUGCCAGAUUAAGGUGAAAUUUGGUGGUGUGAGGGCACCUUUUUUUUUUCUUAACUAAUCCUGUUAGAGGUACACUUUCAGGUGUUGUGGACUGAAGGGAAAAAAGACUUUAAAAGCUACUGACCUCAUUCCUUUUGUAUUCCUUUGUAAAUUUGUUUUUGUUCCUGCAGUGGUCUCUGUUUGCUUUUUCCCAUCCCUAAUCUAUGUCAUUUACUCAAGAUCAGGGACACCGAAGCAUCAACUACAGUUCUUGUGGGCAAAGGAUGUUGGAAUUUGUAGUUUAUAAUCUGUGGAUGGCUAUACGUGUUCCCCAUCUAUGGUCUUGGUAAUAAUUGCAGUCUUUGGACUCUAGUUAAAUGUAACCUAGAGAUAUACAAGCUGUGGCCCUUUAGAUACUGAACUGACAAUAAGCUUUGUGAGACAUUCUGGGAAUCUUAAUUCAGUAGCUCUUGGGCCACAGGUUGGAUUUUUCUGUAGUAAAAUUAAGUAUAGUAUAUCUAUUAAGGAUAUGUCCUUGUGUGUGUUAAUAAGUAAUGCAGCUAUUGAACAGAUCAGUCUUCUUUUACAGCAGAACUUGUGCUGUUUUAUACCACUAAAUUUUUUUUUUUUUUAAUUUCUGUGUAAGGAUCAAGCAUUACCUUGGAGAAGUGAUAUUUGAGCAGAGGGCUUAUGGGAUAUAUCUAAUAUACACCUUCCCUUUAGGAGUUACUCCUUGCUCCUUUGUAUAGUAUUUAUAAGAACAUUUUAUCAAUGUAAUAUAUUAUGUUCAAAAUUAUUCUUAUGUACAGUAUAAAUGGAUAAAUACAAAGUAUUUUUUUAAGUAAAAUGUGUAAAAUACAUAUACGUUGUCAAAAUUUCAUUUGUAAUUUACAUUUUAAAAUGGAUCUAUGUGAAUUCUACAAUGAAAAAGAUACAUCUGUACAAUUUCAAAAGCCAGUAAGUCAUUUUGCUUUCUUACGCUGAUAAUGCAAAAUGUACAUUUUAUGUAUGAUGUAAAGCCAGACACCAAUGACAGGAAUGCUAAGUUAUUAGACUAUGAAGAAAACAUUGGUUUUAUUUUACUUUGUAACUUGGAUGACAGUUAAGAUAAAUGUUUAAUAAAUUCUUUUCAUGCGUAUGAAACUC
Messenger RNA from Xenopus tropicalis (tropical clawed frog), 2434 nucleotides. RefSeq names its product transmembrane protein 185A (gene tmem185a). The record is from RefSeq and is a predicted model, not a curated record. The coding region runs from base 422 to 1321 and encodes 299 amino acids. The transcript is spliced from 7 exons. NCBI's taxonomy places the organism in Eukaryota, Metazoa, Chordata, Amphibia, Anura, Pipidae.